AGCAGAGCGGUCAACUAGGCCUACCAAUACGGUACUAUACCAAUAUUUCUCUGAGUCUGACAGUAGUUUGACUGAGUUUAUCAAUUAUAGUUUGAAUAAAGUGAUGAUUCCAUUCCAUCGAUCUAUCACUAUACGUUAUUAGUGUUAGUCUUGCCCCGGCCCGGACCGGAGGACGUGCUGUAUUUUGUAUGAAUUUAUAAUCUAGAGUCUACGUUCAACCAAUCAUACCUUGUUCAUUGAAUGAGUGGUUCAACCAUUGAUUGUUUCGAAUACAGCUAUUGCAAGAUGUCUACUGGAAACUGGUAUGAUUCUGCCAUAGAGGGCAUCCUUCUAGACAUUACUGGUGUACUGUAUGAUAGCACAGACGAAGGGGGAGUUCCAAUACCUGGUUCAAUCGAUGCAGUUAAAAGAUUAAAGGGCUCAGGUAUCCAGGUCAGGUUCUGCACCAACGAGACCCAGUGUACUCGCCAGCAGCUGGUGGAUAAACUCCAGAGGUUGGGUUUUGAGCUCUCUGUCCCGGAAGUCUUUGCGCCUGCACCUGCAGCCUGCCAGUUGCUGAAGGCAAGAGGUUUAACACCACACCUGCUGGUCUAUCCAGAUGUUUUACCAGAGUUUGAGGCCUUUGACCUUGGAGCUAAGCCAACCUGUGUGGUUGUAGGUGAUGCUGCUGAUGUCUUCAACUAUGAGACGAUGAACAACGCCUUCAGGAAACUCCUGGAGAUGGAUCCACCUGUUCUUAUAUCCAUGGGUGCAGGGAAGUAUUAUCGUCAUGGAACAGAGUUAAUGCUAGAUGUAGGUCCAUUCACAAAAGCGUUAGAGUACGCCGUGAGGUGUGAAGCUGUUGUAGUUGGAAAGCCGGACAAGAAUUUCUUUCUUGGAGCACUUCAAGACAUGGGAAUUCAGCCUCAAAAUGCCAUAAUGAUAGGAGAUGAUAUAGUCAAUGAUGUUGGAGGUGCUCAGAGGUGUGGACUGCGAGGCCUUCAAGUCAGAACAGGAAAAUUCAGACCUUCUGAUGAACAUCAUUCUGAGGUUAAGCCUGAUGGUUUUGUAGACAACCUUGCUCAGGCUGUGGAUCUCUUACUCCAACACCAGAAGAAAUGAGCUGCUGACUUUUGAACACUUCCAUCAAUCUGCAGAAGUAGUCCUUUAUUUUGGUAUGAUACAUUACAAGGUGUGUACACCUUGGGCUAAUUGUCAGUGAGAAUAUUGAGGAUUCAACAGUCUAGUUUAUAGGCUCAUUGCCAAAUAACAAUUCCUCAUGGCAUGGGCCAUUAUACGGGAUGUGGACGGUCUAGAGUAUGUGCUGUUUUUGCAUCACUUUAUUUUAUGAAAA
Lytechinus variegatus (green sea urchin) is the source of this 1333-nucleotide messenger RNA. RefSeq names its product phospholysine phosphohistidine inorganic pyrophosphate phosphatase-like. Gene Ontology annotation, cellular component: cytosol. Gene Ontology annotation, molecular function: phosphatase activity; inorganic diphosphate phosphatase activity. The transcript has 8 exons. The record is from RefSeq and is a predicted model, not a curated record. Gene Ontology annotation, biological process: dephosphorylation. Bases 241 to 1101 code for a protein of 286 amino acids. NCBI's taxonomy places the organism in Eukaryota, Metazoa, Echinodermata, Echinoidea, Temnopleuroida, Toxopneustidae.